GGCGCGUUCGCCGGGGGCGCAUCACUCUUAAGGGCGAUAUCGCUUGAGCUGCAGCUUAAUAGUGUUACAAGAAACACCAGGACUGUUGAAGUGUAUACAAUCCUUAAGAGUGAUGUCCUCCGGAACAGAAUACAGAUAGUAGGUACGGGAUACUAUACUAUUUAAUUAUGGAAAUAUUAUAAGAAUAGGAUAAAAACCAAUCUUAAGAAUAUCAGUUUUAAACAUAUCAAUUUAAAACUAUCAUAUCUAGGACAUAUUAUAGUAUAGUUGUAGGAGCUAAUGUUAUUCUCGUCUUCAUACGAGAAGUUCUUGUUAUCUUGUAAAACCAGCGAUUGGAGGAAAUACGUCUAGUUCCGUAAACGUAGCGGCCAAUGGCGGUAAGGGCUACGCGCAGCCGUAGACAGCUCGUAGCUCGUUGCGGGGUGCUACGCGGGGUGCUACGCGAUCGACAGACGCUACGACGGACCUGCUACGCCUAGGAACAGAAAUGUGUUAGUAUAGUGAUUACAUGAAGAGCAUCGCGUUACAAUGCAGGGGUUGCAAGCUGCGAAGGAGAAGGCCUCUGGUUUGUUCGCCAACAAACCCCUUCUGUUCAAAAAUAGUCAAUAUGAAAAUUUCCAUGUUGAACAGAAGGGUUACGAUCAGAUGUAUGAUGGCGAAGACCUUGAAACACCUCCAUCUCCAGAGAGACCUCCUCCUCGGCAAAUAGAUAAGUACGUCAAAGCUGAAUGCCCAUGUCUGAGCGCUCGGUACACCGUGGCUCUGCUGGCCUGCUUCGGAUUCAGUAUCAUGUUCGGAAUGAGAUGCAACAUGAGCAUGGCCAAACUGAAGAUGAUGGAAAAACAAAACACGUCAUCUGGUGUGGUAGAAGACACGCCAUUUAAUUGGACAGUAGAAGUUGAAUCAUCCAUCGAUUCAUCCUACUUCGCCGGUUAUCUGAUCACUCAAGUGCCCGGUGGUUUCUUAGCCUCUAUGUACCCGGCUAAUAAGAUUUUCGGCGCCGCGAUAGUUGCUUCCGCCUUAUUUAACAUGGCUAUUCCAGGAGCAAUGUCCGUAGGACCUGUGGCUGUUGUUUUCUUGAAAGUAGCACAGGGCUUCGUUGAAGGUGUAACUUAUCCUUCAUGCCACGGUAUCUGGCGAAUGUGGGCUCCACCUCUAGAACGAUCUCGUUUGGCAACCCUGGCUUUUUGUGGGACUUACGCUGGUAUUGUUAUUGGCAUGCCACUAUCAGGUCUGCUCACCGAUUAUAUUUCUUGGCAGACUCCCUUUUACUUUUAUGGAAUAUCUGGUGUUAUCUGGUAUUUUAUGUGGCUUUGGUUGGUGUUUGAGAGACCAAGCAAACAUCCUCAUAUAUCGGGCAAGGAGCUAACAUAUAUUGAACAAUCUCUUGGAACACAGUCGCAAGCUGCUAUGCCUGGGUUCUGGAAUACACCGUGGAAGGAAUUUGCUACUUCAAAACCUGUGUAUGCUAUAAUUGUGGCCAAUUUCUGCAGAACGUGGAAUUUUUGUUUACUCGUUAUCUUCCAAUCUGCAUAUUUUAAAACCAGGUUUAAUAUGCAGAUAACUGAGUCUGGAUUCGUCGGAGCUAUACCUCAUUUGAUCAUGACGUCAUUGGUACCAAUUGGAGGAAUGAUGGCUGAUUAUUUGCGAAAAAACAAUAUAAUGUCCACGACUAAUGUGCGGAAACUGUUCAACUGCGGCGGUUUUGGUCUCGAAGCUUUCUUCUUCGUUCUUAUUGCAUAUGCUGAUAAUAAGUACAUAGCUACGAUAGAGAUGACCUUGGGCGUGGCCUGCAGUGGUUUUGCUAUAUCUGGUUAUAACGUCAACCAUCUUGACAUCGCUCCACGGUAUGCUUCCAUCCUCAUGGGACUGUCCAACGGUAUUGGUACUAUUGCUGGCUUCAUUGUUCCGAUCGUCAUCGAUAACAUAACAAAGGAAAAGGAUAAACCGGACAAAGCUAUAACAGAAUGGCGUGCUGUGUUUCUUAUGGGGGCAACUGUACAUUUUAUCGGCAUCGCCAUAUAUGGUUUCUUUGCCUCCGGAGAAUUGCAACCUUGGGCUGAACCAGCGCCCGCUUACGAAGCCCCUCUAAAGCCUUUAGAUCAAGAGACCACUUUUACGGAGAACACAUCAGCUCUUAAAGCUUCAGAGCCGCCUGCUUAUGGAGCAAUUGUGCCUCCUCGUCCUCCGGCACCCCAGGCCCAUGUCCCCAACAAUCCUUUCGUUUCUGGAGCACUUUACCAGGCCGAGCCAAUCCAGCCCCCUGCACAGGAUUACCAGGACCUCACCGACGACGGCACCUAUUAACCUAACUAUUAUAAUCGUGCUAGUCGGUGAGCUCUCGCACUAUAGCUAGUAAAUUGUAAUUUACAUUCAAUUUGUAUUGUUUCCAGUUGUAAAUUCUAUUCGUUCGUUGAUAUUUUGCUUGUUUUUAUAUUCGUGAUAUUUUAUUUGCUCAAUUUUAUACAGAUGUAUAUACUUACAUUGGCAUAUCAGAGUUGUUUAUAGUUUUUGUUUUGUAGGCUACUCACUAUAUGAAGGAACGUUUGUCCGUAUGCUGUCGUGAUUAGGUUUGUUGUAGCUUCUAAAAUUUUUGAAUGUAUAAUGAAAUUUAGAUGUUAUGGGCAUACGGCUGAGUGAGUUCUGCGCAGUUUGUGACACUGUCUAGAUCGCAUUACGCCCCGUUACUAUCUCUUGUUGUUGUAAAAUGUUUAAAUAUAUUUAAUAAAUAAUAAUUUAAUAAUUCAAGGAUUGUACUUCAAUUGUAAUUGAAAUCAUAACUAUAUGUAUAAUAGGUGUAGGAAUUUAAAUAAAAUGUUACUUACUUAAGGGAAGGUAUAUGCUUACUUUCAAAGCCUCUGUCCUUACUCAAUAUUAACGAAUAUUUUAUCUGUUUGGGAUUUAAUAAUUGAAAGAUUUCUUUUAUAUAUAUAAAUAAAUAUAUUUGUCAAUCUGUAUAUUCUGGCCAGCUUAAACAUACGUGUUACUAUUUGAAUUUGAAACUACCAAUACUAUUAGCACAAAUUUUUCAUUUAUAAACCUACUGUUGAGAUCGUUCUCAAAUAUUUAUGAAUGGAAAACCGGAAACUCUCUGUAUGUAGUUUCACGAGAUAAAUCAGUGGUAGGUAAUAUCAUCAAUAUUAUUUGAACGCUGAAAAUUGAGAAUAAAUUUUAUAUAAAAGCAAUUGAAUUGAAACAUUAUAUUAUAAUUAUUUGUAUAUAUUUGAAAUUUAGUCUUAAUUUAAUUAUUUGAUCUAUGUACCUUUGUUACUAUUAUUUUUAAUUAUCCCUAACGGAAAAUGGUCGUGACUCUACAA
Danaus plexippus (monarch butterfly) is the source of this 3317-nucleotide messenger RNA. RefSeq names its product vesicular glutamate transporter 1 (gene VGlut). The coding region runs from base 529 to 2307 and encodes 592 amino acids. Gene Ontology annotation, cellular component: excitatory synapse; synaptic vesicle membrane. Gene Ontology annotation, biological process: transmembrane transport; regulation of synapse structure or activity; neurotransmitter loading into synaptic vesicle. NCBI's taxonomy places the organism in Eukaryota, Metazoa, Arthropoda, Insecta, Lepidoptera, Nymphalidae. The transcript has 13 exons. Gene Ontology annotation, molecular function: neurotransmitter transmembrane transporter activity; L-glutamate transmembrane transporter activity. The record is from RefSeq and is a predicted model, not a curated record.